Molecule: messenger RNA, 1200 nt
Organism: Phycomyces blakesleeanus NRRL 1555(-)
Lineage: Eukaryota; Fungi; Mucoromycota; Mucoromycetes; Mucorales; Phycomycetaceae
Exons: 1
Coding region: 1-1200 (399 amino acids)
Source: RefSeq, a predicted model, not a curated record
AUGAUGGACCGGUGGGUCAAUAAGAAAACGAUUGGAGCCAAAGAGUUUGCUGCCAUGAAAAAAAUCGCAGAGACAAUGGUCCUUCCGAGGGAUUAUACAAAGCUGACAUCGAAGAUUGGAAAAGGCUUUCCUUACAUGAAAGCCGAUGACUGGAAAUCCUGGGUACUGGUGUAUUCUCCUGUUCUGCUGCAUGGUGUUCUACCAUUUGAAAUGUACAACAACUGGAUGAAUUUCGUCCGUGCAUGCCACUAUCUUAUCAAGCCAAGCAUCACAUUUGAUGAAGUGAACAGUGCCCAUGACUAUCUGGAAAUGUUUUGCAAAAAGGCUACCAAACUCUACACUCCCACCAUCCUCACCUGCAACAUGCACCUGCACCUCCACCUUCGUGAGACCAUUCGUAAUUUUCGACCCGUGUAUGGUUACUGGCUCUUUGGGUUUGAGAGAUAUAAUGGCCUGUUGAAGCAUAUAAAGACAAAAGGAAAAUAUAGUUUUGAGGCAACAUAUAUGAGAAGUUUUGUUCAAAACGCAUUCAAGGGUGACUAUGUCAAUACUGUUCUGAAAAGUUCUAGCCACGUCCCCUUUUUCAACAUUCUCUCAAAGCUUUCUCCAAAAUUCACACCUACCAUCACAGUCAUUACUCUCUCCUCCCAUCCAUUCCGAUUGCAAUUAUUCUUACUAGCAUCGUCCAACCCACAUCUUCCUCCAAAGGGUAACAAACCUCUCCCUCCUUCGACUUUUCCUCUUCAGCUAAAAAAAUCAUCACUGAUGGAUGAAACCGACUAUGCCCAUCUGCUUCAGCACUACAAAACAUCCUAUGAUCUUCCUGACCUUGUCAGUUACCAAUAUGCCACGCUCACAAACUCCUUUGUUGACAAUGAAAUCACAAAGUUGAAGUUCAUUGACUUACUUGGUCAACAGUACCGUGGUAAAAACGGUUCAGCUAGUUGUGGUUCUCUUGUCCACGUAAUGUUUAUUAGUAGUGACGGUAGAAAUACCCUAGCCUAUGCUGGACAAAUACAGUAUCUCUUCACACACUCCUUUACACACCCUUCUAACAGCAAUCUCCACCUGACUCGCAUGGUUCAUGAUCAUCAUGUAUUCGCAUAUAUCAAGUGGUUUAAUACUUCCUCUGAUAGAUCGCGUGAGGAUGACGGUCUUGAGUUUUGUCUCCCCACCUUCUCCCCCGAUAGUCGCCAUUGA